Cokeromyces recurvatus is the source of this 1029-nucleotide messenger RNA. RefSeq names its product SGS domain-containing protein. Gene Ontology annotation, molecular function: protein-folding chaperone binding. Gene Ontology annotation, biological process: protein stabilization. The record is from RefSeq and is a predicted model, not a curated record. The transcript is spliced from 7 exons. NCBI's taxonomy places the organism in Eukaryota, Fungi, Mucoromycota, Mucoromycetes, Mucorales, Mucoraceae. The coding region runs from base 1 to 1029 and encodes 342 amino acids.
AUGCUAAGCCUAUCUGAUUCAACAAAAAAGUCUGCUGACUUAUAUGCUAAAGCCAAUGAUGCAUUUUUUGACGAUGAUUAUGAUGAAGCCUUGAACCUUUUUACAGAAUUAGUUAACUUAGAACCAGAAAAUGCAGAAUUCCUCUUGAAGCGUUGUCAAGUUCAUCAAAAAAUGAAUCAUUUAGAGUGUGCCCUUCAAGAUGCUGAAAAAGCUUUAAAAUUAUUGAAGCAAGGUUCUCGUAGUUUAUUAGCUAGAGCGCAUUUACAAACUGGUAUUACUUUGCAUCGUUUGGGUCGCUUUCAUGAAGCGCAGAAGCAUCUUGAACAGUCCAAAGAAUUAAAUCCAAAUGAAAAAACAUUAGUAACUUGGUUGAGAAAAAAUACUGAAAAAUUGCCAAAAAAAGUUGAAGAAGAAAUUAAAACUGAAAUUAAUACACCAGCACCUGUUGCCUCUGCAAAAGCAGCUGCAAGACAUGAAUGGUUUCAAAAUGAUAAUUUUAUUACAAUCGAAGUGUUUAUUAAAAAAGUCAAACCAGAGGAUGUUACACUUGACUUUUUUGAAAACUCUCUGUCUUUAACUGUUAAAUUGACAAAUGGAUCCCAUUAUUCACUUGAACUUGAACCAUUAGCACAUAAAAUUUUACCUAAAGAAUCAACUUACCAAAUUCUCUCAACAAAGAUUGAAAUCAAAUUAAAGAAAGAAAUGCCAGGUAUUAUGUGGGGUGCAUUAGAAAGUGAAGAUGAUCAAGGCUUCAAAAUGAAUACUGCCACAGCAUCAUCUAGUAAAACAAAGGACUGGAAUAAAUUAACUCGAGAAAUUGAAGAUGAGAAACCAGAAGGGGAACAAGCCUUAAAUGCUUUAUUCCAACAAAUAUAUAGAGAUGCAGACCCUGAUACUAAAAGAGCCAUGAUGAAAAGUUUCAUUGAAAGCAAUGGUACUUGUCUUUCAACUAAUUGGGCAGAAGUUGGAAGUAAAAAGACUGAAAUUAAGCCACCAGAAGGCAUGAUUGCAAAGAAGUUUGAUGAGUAA